This is a messenger RNA of Fusarium oxysporum Fo47, 2564 nucleotides long. RefSeq names its product transcription factor domain-containing protein. Gene Ontology annotation, cellular component: chromatin. Bases 1 to 2517 code for a protein of 838 amino acids. The transcript is spliced from 5 exons. Gene Ontology annotation, biological process: regulation of transcription by RNA polymerase II; DNA-templated transcription. Gene Ontology annotation, molecular function: RNA polymerase II cis-regulatory region sequence-specific DNA binding; zinc ion binding; DNA-binding transcription factor activity, RNA polymerase II-specific. The record is from RefSeq and is a predicted model, not a curated record. Lineage: Eukaryota; Fungi; Ascomycota; Sordariomycetes; Hypocreales; Nectriaceae.
AUGAGCCCGCCUAGCACUCAGCCAGAAUUCUCAUGCGAGACGUGCAAUCUCCCAUUUCAGCGCAAGGAGCAUUACCAGAGACACCUACGCACUCAUACAAAAGAGAAGCCGUUCACAUGCUCCGAAUGUGGACAAAGCUUUGGUCGCGUAUGUCGGCAACAAGACAAUGAUUGCUACUACGAGCCUCAUGCGAAGCGAAAAAUGUCAGAGGCUAGUUCUGACAGGCCAAUCAGCAAGCGGAACCGAGAAAAAGCCCCGGUCAAUGUUGAGGCCAUGGAAAGCAUCAAUGUCAAUGUGAAUAGCAGGAACUCGCCGCUCUCACCGCCCGCGACCGUUCAGGAUAACGGCUCUAACAAGACCAGCUAUGCUGAAAACUACAUGUCGCCGGCUCAUGAUCCAUUCAUCGAGAUAUCCAAGCCCGACAACCUCAAUGCCAAUAUUCAAGCAAUCGAUCCCCAGCUUGAUGCACAGCAUAGCUCAUCUAUCGGAUAUCAAAGCCAUCAGCACGGCCCCAGUGACAUCCUCUUUGAUACUGACGACAUAUUGGCAAAAUUUAACUCUGCAAAUACAAUUCCGGCACCAUUACCCUCUAUGUUAUUCGGUGAUGCCUUCGAAACUAACGGAUGGCUCAACUACGGCGCCGAUCAAUCAUUUGCGCCCCUCUUUCUCCAGAACGAUGCAUCUCUCGACGCCAUCAACGAACUCUGGUUCGACCACGCAGGGUUCAGAGCACCUCAGCAACCUAUCGUCUCACAGCUUACACCAGCCUCUUCGAUGGUCGAUCAAUCAGCCGUGGCAGAGUUAUACAGCCGCAGCCACUCCCCAGCUAUUGAUAGGGAUGCGGUUGAGCCUAGAGAAUAUGUUGCCGUCUCAAUCGAGUUAGACGCUCAGCUCAACUUCCCUGACCUAUCACACCUGACGGCCGAAGACGUUGAUCAUGAGAAUUUGGCACAUGUAGAUGAUAUCCCCGAGGAAGUGUCCAAGAAUGUAGCCGAGGCAGCAGCAGAGAUACAGAACGGCGGUAACUUCCCGCAUUUUAGGAAUCUGGCUAUACCGCCAACGCCAGUGCUAAAUGCUUGGGUCCAGCUGUACUUUGAGUACUUCCACCCAGUUAUGCCUAUUCUGCACAAGUCGACCUUCUCCUCGUCUAAACGGCAUUGGCUUCUUAUCUUUACAGUGGCCGCAAUCGGUGCGCACUUUUCAAGCAUCAAAGAUGCCCAGGCAUGCUCGAGGGCAAUGCAUGAGACUAUUCGACGACAAUGUUCAACCAUGUGUGAACGUCAAAACUCCAACGGAAGAGAGCUUUGGAUGUCGCAGACUAUUCUCCUGAACCACAUUGGCCUGCUCUAUGGCGGUGAGCGGAGGUCUCUCGAAAUUGGCGAAUUCCUGCAAGCAUUGCCCGUAACACUCGGAAGACGAAAAAGGCUUUUUACAAACAUGUUUCCCGUAGACAAGUUUGCUCAGCUGCAGUUACCGCAUGCUCAGAAAUGGCAAAUCUGGCUGUUAGACGAAGAGCGGCGACGGGCAGGCUUUGCUAUCUGGCUCUUGGAUUCUGCAUUCAGCGCGCACUUUGACCUGACGAGUCUUAUGAGGCUGUCCGAACUGCAGAUAUCCCUGCCUCAGCCGGAUGAUCGUUGGGGUGCAUCAACGGCCCAGUGCUGGGCCAACUUUCCUGCAGUUGAAAACUCUGGCUCUGGUGGACUUCCGACGAUGGAGCGUGUCAUCUCCGAAGAUAGCUGGCGAUUCGUAUGGUCCAAAACCAACACCUUAGGCAAGCAGGUUAUGCUGCAGCAUCUCACCAACGUCAUCAAGGAUAAAAGUGCAGACCAGCCUGGCACCCCGGGCUUCUCAUACCACGACAAAUUACUAGCCUCGAACAUCUUGACUGAUUUUCUGAAUCUGAUCGAGACCGACCAGAUGGAGCAAUCAAUUGAUGAAGCCAAGGCAUCGACAACACACAAGAUCAUGGCGCUGACGGCUUUGAUGACACACAAUACUCCGGUCCAGAGCCUCCUUCCAACGAUUAUUCGAUGUAUAUACGGCAAGCUCGACAAUAAAGACUGGGCGGCGAUCAGCGAUCGCUGGAGAGGAGCGUCCGGGCAAGGAAGGCUUGGAUGCUUCUACGCAUCGCGCAUCCUCCACGUAGUACGGUCAAGCCGGUCAUCGCACUUUGGUACACCAGUCUCGCUUCUCCAGGCUGUGUUGGUUCUGUGGCUUUACUCAGCGCUUGCUGAACGUUACCGUGAUGGGUUUUUGUUCUCGCGCACGGCUCCAGCUGUGGUGCUUGGCCCGAAGCCCCUGGACCAGAUGGAGACUAACUCUUGGAUCGAGAUGGGGUGGAGCCGAGUCAAGUUACCGGGAAUCGGCAAUCUGCUUUGUGCAGAGGGAAGAACUAAGCUGUUGGACGAUGCGGUGGUGCUUAUGAGAUCGCUAAAGGGUUGGGGGAUUAGUAAUGCAUAUGCUCAGAUCUUGCUGCGACUGCGAGCGAGUGAGACGGCUAGUAUGGCCCAUGGAUGAUUUCAGUGUGGCCUGAAAAGCUCACAAGCUACAAGUCUUAUUGUGAG